AUGGCACAAACGUUUAAUGGAAAACCAGGAGACCUGAUUGAGAUCAGACGUUGGGGCUAUAAGCACUGGGCCGUCUACAUCGGAGAGAAUGAAGUGGUUCAUUUAGUUAGAGACGGUGGUCGGCUUCUGAGCGCCAAAGCAGAGGUGAAGCGUGAGGAGCUAACCAACGUGGCCUCAAUUCAUCAUCUCCAGGUCAACAAUCUGCUGGAUGAACGGUACGAGGCUCGUGACCCUUCUGUCAUAGUGAAGGAGGCCUGUGAGAUGGUGGGCAAGGUGCUUACGUACGGUGUUGUCACUAACAACAGCAAGGACUUCGCUAUCGACCUGCGAUACAGCAAGGCAACGUCUCUGCAGAUAAAUUAG
Limanda limanda (common dab) is the source of this 363-nucleotide messenger RNA. RefSeq names its product phospholipase A and acyltransferase 4-like. The transcript is spliced from 4 exons. Gene Ontology annotation, cellular component: cytoplasm. Gene Ontology annotation, molecular function: A2-type glycerophospholipase activity; glycerophospholipid phospholipase A1 activity. The record is from RefSeq and is a predicted model, not a curated record. Lineage: Eukaryota; Metazoa; Chordata; Actinopteri; Pleuronectiformes; Pleuronectidae. The coding region runs from base 1 to 363 and encodes 120 amino acids. Gene Ontology annotation, biological process: N-acylphosphatidylethanolamine metabolic process.